Puccinia graminis f. sp. tritici CRL 75-36-700-3 is the source of this 1857-nucleotide messenger RNA. RefSeq lists its product as uncharacterized. The coding region runs from base 1 to 1857 and encodes 618 amino acids. The transcript is spliced from 4 exons. NCBI's taxonomy places the organism in Eukaryota, Fungi, Basidiomycota, Pucciniomycetes, Pucciniales, Pucciniaceae. The record is from RefSeq and is a predicted model, not a curated record.
AUGGUGGUCCUCUCAGAUAGAGUGUUUUUCUGCGUCUUCUUCUACGUGACAGGCGCGGCUAAACUGGUGUUAUCCAGUAUUGAUGCACCAGCAGACGCGGCAAAAUCUCUUACUCUGUCAGAGCCACUAUCAGAUUUAAAUCCCGCAGAAUCUAGGAUUGCCAGUUUAUCCAUGGAAUCAACCAAGCCAAAGAUGCUCGACCAGCACACGAAUAAUUGGGGUCAUCAUCACGAGCAUGGGACGAUUACCCAGGGGGAGGAGGAAAGGAAGGAUGAGCUGCGAUCGAUGGUAAUUGAUCGUAAUCAGAUUGAGCGUCAGAUCGAGGGACUCAAGUCAAAAUCCUUUGACGGAUUCUCUCAAAUGCUAUUGGGGCUACAGACGCUUCAUCGUGGUCUUUGGACACCCACUAAGGAUAGAGUGCGCAAGAUGGGUGGUCUGGAGACUUCCCUCGAUUUCCUACCGCCCAGAUUGGAUGCUCAGCUCACCACCACUCAAACUGAUUCCUCCCGAAGUACCAAGAAUCAUCGAAUCAAUCUUCCAUUUAUAAAACAUCUACGUAUUUUCAGGACAAAGGAUGAGACAAGAGACGAUCCAGUUGUCUCCAAUGCGCUGCUCUAUAAGAGCAGUUUGCCUGCUUCAAGGACACCAGUCCCGAGCGAUACGUCACACCUUCUCUCAAGCAAACCCGGGGAACUCACCAAAGAUGGGACAAAAAGAAUGCCUACGUAUCUUGAGUUCGUUCUAAGACAAAACAAAAUUCCCAUUGGCGACUUGAUCAUGCAGUCGGCUGAGAAAGAGUCACUCUGGGGACACGAUCUCACAGAAUCGGAAAUGAUUGCCAGUUUAAACUCUUUACAAAAUCGGAUUGAGGGAUUCAAAUCUGUUGACGGAGUGCCCAAGAGCACAGAAACAGAUUUUCAGCUUAAAUACCUGGGAGCUGUCCUUCUCAUGAGGCACUACAUUCUUCAACACGAACUACUUCCAUCCGAAUUGAUCGACAGCGUUGAGAUCUUCAAGGCAAAAAGUAUUGCAGAGAUGGCCGAGCUCCAUGUGCAGCUACUUUUCCGCAGGUGGGGGCACCAGUAUUUCGAUGCCGUUGGCUCGGUAGUCCCGGAGUUAGAUUUUUUAACAUCUGCCCCGGCGGUGGAACAACUUCACGGAUCCAUCAAGGCCCUCCCGGUUGGAGAUCAGGAACAGGUUGUCCGCAUUGUUAUGGAUACUAUAAUCUCACAUGCACCAGAUCACUUCCCUCCGGGAAGAAAGGCGAGUGAACGAUUUGACAAGAUUCGCGAAGCAUUUCGCCAGGUCGACUCUCUCGACCAAGGGCGAAUGAGCCCCGCAACAGAGUCAAACCACCAAGCAGAUUUCUCAAUAAGUUCCUUAGUGAAUGAGCUCAUAAAAUUCUUGCAAGAGCCCGAAGUAGAAACACAACCAUUCCAAAGAAGAAUUGAAUACCAACUCGUUUAUUACAUGUUGGACUACCUUAACACUUUCUAUCACCCGAUCAAGGAGACAGUGAUACAACAGAGGGAGGAUCAUGAGCUUGUUCAAGAUCAACUCAAAUUCAUCAGUGUUUACCUAAAGCACUACCGGAACAAACGUCUAGGUAAUACCUCUCGGGCCGACAUUUUUCAUACUUUGGAGGAAUACCUGGUGAAGGCUAGAUCGGUAAAACCGCAGGAUGUCCCCUUCAAUGAAUGGGUCCGUACCUCUUUUGCAGAGAUAUUCCCUAGCAAAGACUGCUUGGACCCCUCGGUACACACCUCGCUACACUUUAGCCAAAGGAUCAGCGCUUGGAUGACAUUCUAUAAACAGGACUUCUUUAUCGAGGAAAAGAAAAUCGCAGACACUGUGUGA